This is a messenger RNA of Closterium sp. Naga37s-1, 561 nucleotides long. The record is from the annotation of a GenBank genome assembly. Lineage: Eukaryota; Viridiplantae; Streptophyta; Zygnematophyceae; Desmidiales; Closteriaceae.
AUGGACGCACUCAGCAAGGCAGUCUUAUCAUCUCAGACUGAUUCGCUCAUAGUGAAGCCGUACCCCAUUCACCGCAGGCAUCUGUGCCGUUUCUCCCAUUCUUCAACCCUUCAGGGCGACACAUGCUGGUCCAUCAGCGCGCAGCUGGGCCUCACAAGCAGCAACCUCACUGCUCUCAAUCCCGGCCUCAACUGCUCUGAGCCCAUCAAGGCGGGCCGCUCUCUGUGCGUCGAGCGCAACACAACCUUCGCUUUCACCAUCCCUCAGUGCUCGCGAUACGGCGUGCUCACACCACAGGACACCUGCGAGCGCCUGCUGCGGCAGGUGGCAGCGAGUGACGGCGACCCCUCAGGGGCUGGGAAGAUGAAUGCCGUGCGUUGGGCUGAGCUGUACCGCAACAAUCCCGGCCUCAUCUGCUCGGAUGUCAUCCCGAGCACCGCCUCUGCUGUUGGCAGCAACAUCGGCGUGCAGGUGAGUGGAGGAAGGGAGAAUGGACUAAGAAGGAGGGUGGCCAAGAGAUGGGAGGAAAAGGUGGAGGGGAAACUGAUGUUCAAUGGCUGA